AUGUGGCGGAUUUUUGCAUCAGGAAGCACGGAAAAAGAGGAGCCCCCACGCGGUCUACCAGCAUCAUGGUAUCGCUCAGAGGCAAUGUACCAAUUGGAGAGACGGGCAAUCUUCUCUAAGCGAUGGAUGCUCCUUACCCACUCAAGCCGUUUCAAGAAGCCAGGAGAUUAUCUGUCUUUUACAAUUGCCAACUUCUCCUUUUUUCUUAUCCGGGACCGAGACGGUACAAUCAACAGCUUUCACAACGUCUGCCGUCACCGCGCAUUCCCCGUUGUCCAAGCUCCCUCCGGCACAACACCCAUACUGAGCUGCAGGUAUCACGGAUGGUCAUAUGGCCUGAAGGGUAAUAUUGCCAAAGCUCCGCGAUUCGAAACAGUCCCCGAUUUCGAUAAAACCCAGCACUCGUUAUUCCCAAUCCAUGUGCACGUCGACAAGGCUGGCUUUUUAUGGGUCAAUCUGCAAGCCGGUGAGACGGACGUGAAAUGGGAGGAUGAUUACGAGAAGGUCGAUGAGGAGCCCCGCAUGCAGGACUUUGACUUUGCCGCCGAGUUCAAGUUCGAUCAUUACUGGGAGAUGGAAUUGGACGCGAACUGGAAGGGUGUAAUUGAGAAUUAUAAUGAGUGCUACCAUUGCGCUACUUCUCAUCCACUUAUCAAUGGCGUUUCAGAUUCGCCAAAAUAUCGGGUUGAGCCUAAGGCCCGGUAUAUGGAGCAUCAUAUUUUUAAUAAGGAGGGCUCUGAUAGCCAGUUUCGGCGGGCGAUCACGUACUUUUAUCCUACGACUUCUGUUACGGUGACUGAUAAAUUCUUCUAUAUCCAACGCAUGAUUCCUGUAUCUGCUACUUCGAGCAAGAUUGAGAAUGAGGUUUACCGUCACCGGGAUGCCACUGAUGAAGAAUUUGAGAAUAUCAACGCAUUUUACAGACAGGUGCUCGACGAGGACAAGGAGCUUUGUGUUGGAACGCAGGAGAACCUAAGUGCUGGGGUUUUCACCAACGGGGAACUACACCCUAACAAGGAGAAGGGACCUAUCCACUUCCAAAGUAGCGUCAGAAGAAUGCUGAUGGAACACCGAAAAAAUGAACAAAAGCAAAGAGUAGAGAUUUGGCCGGCCACCCCGAAGGCUCAGUUGUCGAAGAAUUCGGCAGAAGAUGAGACCUUUUGUUCGCAGUUGGAGGCAUCUAGUUGUAUGGCCAAACCAGAACUGGCCUGGUAG
Molecule: messenger RNA, 1215 nt
Organism: Penicillium verrucosum
Lineage: Eukaryota; Fungi; Ascomycota; Eurotiomycetes; Eurotiales; Aspergillaceae
Product: aromatic ring-hydroxylating oxygenase subunit alpha
Exons: 3
Coding region: 1-1215 (404 amino acids)
Molecular function (GO): iron ion binding; 2 iron, 2 sulfur cluster binding
Source: RefSeq, a predicted model, not a curated record